ACAGAUAAAUUACUCGUAAGGUUAGUUUUACGCAAUUUUUCACUCGAUCUCCGUGGGGAGGCAGAUAAACCAAAUUUUAAAGUGAAAAAUCUUUAAAUUAUAUGUGAAAAUUUCAUAAAAGUACAUAAAAUCAACUUAUCUAAUAUGUAUGGCUAUGUAGGAUUGCGUGCUCUUGCACCAUUGACAUCAUCGUUGCUAGGAAGAAGCAUCAAUAAGUUGAUUUUGAAUAAAAGAAUUUUCACAUGUGAUUACUGCCGUAAUGCUCCUUCGGUCUCGGUUGUGGCAUCAGGACCCUUAUUCAACCAAACUAUUCGUAAAUACGCAGUGGAGAAAAAAGUUUUUGAGCGUUCAAAGCCCCAUUGCAAUGUAGGAACGAUUGGCCAUGUUGAUCAUGGUAAAACAACACUCACUGCAGCCAUAACCAAAGUUCUAGCAGACCGCAAGUUGGCUGAAAGCAAAAAAUAUAAUGAAAUCGAUAAUGCCCCCGAAGAGAAAGCUCGUGGUAUUACCAUCAAUGUAGCCCACGUCGAAUACCAGACUGAAAACCGACACUACGGUCAUACUGAUUGCCCUGGACACGCUGAUUACAUAAAGAACAUGAUAACUGGAACAGCACAAAUGGACGGAGCUAUCUUGGUUGUAGCAGCUACUGAUGGAGCUAUGCCCCAAACGAGGGAGCAUUUAUUAUUGGCCAAGCAGAUUGGUAUAAGUCAUAUUGUGGUAUUCAUCAAUAAAGUUGACGCAGCGGACCAGGAAAUGGUUGACUUGGUUGAAAUGGAAAUUCGCGAGCUGAUGUCUGAAAUGGGCUACGACGGAGACAAUGUUCCCGUGAUCAAGGGUUCAGCAUUAUGUGCUCUCGAUGACAAGAGCCCUGAGAUAGGUUCAGAGGCUAUCUUACAGUUAUUGAAGGAAGUUGAUACUUUUAUUCCUACACCAGUUCGUGAGUUGGAUAAGCCUUUCUUGUUGCCUGUAGAAAACGUUUACAGCAUUCCUGGGCGCGGAACUGUUGUGACAGGGCGUCUGGAACGUGGUGUAGUAAAGAAAGGCAAUGAAUGUGAAUUUGUUGGUUACAACAAGGUAAUCAAGUCAACCGUUACUGGAGUAGAAAUGUUCCAUCAGAUUUUGGAUGAAGCCCAAGCUGGAGACCAAUUAGGAGCACUUGUUCGUGGAUUGAAACGUGAUGAUAUUAAGCGGGGCAUGGUUAUGUGCAAACCAGGUUCAGUGAAAGCUCUAGAUCAAAUCGAAGCUCAGGUUUAUAUUUUGAACAAGGAAGAAGGUGGUCGUACAAAGCCAUUUAUGAGCUUCAUUCAACUGCAGAUGUUUUCGCGAACAUGGGAUUGUGCGGUGCAAGUGCAAAUACCCGACAAAGAAAUGGUUAUGCCUGGCGAAGAUACCAAAUUAAUUUUGAGACUUAUUCGCCCUAUGGUUUUAGAGCAAGGCCAAAGGUUCACAUUACGCGAUGGAAAUUUGACUUUGGGAACUGGUGUGGUAACAAAAGUCUUACCGGUUUUGUCACCAACCGAACGUAUGGAACUAACUGAAGGAAAGAAAGCACGCGAAAAGAAGCAAGCUGUUAAAAAAUGAGUAAAACAUUUACUUUAAUCUAUUGUUUUCACUCUUUCUUUAAGAAUAGUUCAUUAUUUUGUAUUUUUAGUUAUUAUAAUUGAUAAAAAUGUCAUACUAACAA
Molecule: messenger RNA, 1687 nt
Organism: Episyrphus balteatus (marmalade hoverfly)
Lineage: Eukaryota; Metazoa; Arthropoda; Insecta; Diptera; Syrphidae
Gene: mEFTu1
Product: elongation factor Tu
Exons: 1
Coding region: 145-1584 (479 amino acids)
Biological process (GO): mitochondrial translational elongation
Cellular component (GO): mitochondrion
Molecular function (GO): translation elongation factor activity; GTPase activity; GTP binding
Source: RefSeq, a predicted model, not a curated record